AAAAAAAAACUCAAAGGAGAAGCAUUUACGCACAGGUCCUACACUCAGCUGGGGCGGAAACAAUCUGCGGCUGCAGGUUUACCACCGGCGGCAAAAAAAGGGGACACACGCAGCACUGAGGAGGAACUGAGAAUGAAUGACCGAGUUCAAACAAAGUGUCCGUGAGUUUCUGUUGGGAAAGGAUCAAGAUCUGCGGCAAACUGUGCAGGAUUGCCUUCAUCUCCAAAAUCCGGGUUGCAGCCUCAACUGUCUGAUUGAUGAGUGGAGUCCUGCUCAAACCCUGGGUAGAUGAUCAUCAUUUUUCAAGUGGGGAAACUGCACAAACUGUGAGAAAAAUCAUCAAUGAGAAUCGCCUGUCAUUGAAAGUGGGAGGACACUUGACACUAUGGGAGAGUGCAAAGAACAGAGAGUGAUUGGCAGGAGGAGGAGAGUCUGACGGAGGAGCAGAGGAAUGUUGGCAGCCAUUUAGUCUGAACUCAACAACGGAGGAAACAUGGAUUCUUCACAAAAAAAAUGUAAACACAGCAAUGGAGUGAGAUGUGGGACCUCUGAGGAGGAUAAGGAUGGUUCAGCAACAACAGCAAAAAGAGAUGAAUCACUGAGUUGUGAGCAAUGUGGCAAGACUUUUAUCACAGCAACAAAGCUAAGAAUUCACAAACGUAUUCACACUGUGGACAAACCAUUCAGCUGUGAUCAAUGUGGAAAGGCUUUUACUCACAAGAGUCAUCUAACAAGUCAUCAACUCAUGCACAGUGGAGUGAAAUCAUUCAACUGUGAUCAGUGUGGAAAGGCUUUUACUCACAAGAGUAAUCUAGCAAAUCAUCAACUCAUUCACAGUGGAGUGAAACCAUUCAGCUGUGAUCAGUGUGGAAAAGCUUUUACUCAGAAGGGUCACUUAAAAAGCCAUCAACUCAUUCACAGUGGAGUUAAACCAUUCAGCUGUGAUCAGUGUGGAAAGGCUUUUACCCACAAGAGUCAUCUAACAAGUCAUCAACUCAUGCACAGUGGAGUUAAACCAUUCAGCUGUGAUCAGUGUGGAAAAGCUUUUACUCUGAAGGGACACCUAAAAAGACAUCAACUCAUUCACAGUGGAGUGAAACCAUUCAGCUGUGAUCAGUGUGGAAAGGCUUUUACUGAGAAGGAUUACUUAAAAAGACAUCAACUCAUUCACAGUGGAGUGAAGCCAUUCAGCUGUGAUCAAUGUGGAAAGGCUUUUACUCAGAAGAGUGACCUAGCAAAACAUCAACUCAUUCACAGUGGAGUUAAACCAUUCAACUGUGAUCAGUGUGGAAAGGCUUUUACCCACAAGAGUCAUCUAACAAGUCAUCAACUCAUGCACAGUGGAGUUAAACCAUUCAGCUGUGAUCAGUGUGGAAAAGCUUUUACUCUGAAGGGACACUUAAAAAAACAUCAACUCAUUCACAGUGGAGUGAAACCAUUCAGCUGUCAUCAGUGUGGAAAAGCUUUUACUCUGAAGGGACACUUAAAAAGACAUCAACUCAUUCACAGUGGAGUGAAACCAUUCAGCUGUGAUCAAUGUGGAAAGGCUUUUACUCAGAAGAGUACUCUAGCAAAUCAUCAACUCAUUCACAGUGGAGUUAAACCAUUCAACUGUGAUCAGUGUGGAAAGGCUUUUACUCUGAAGAGUACUCUCGCAAGUCAUCAACUCAUGCACAGUGGAGUUAAACCAUUCAGAUGUGAUCAGUGUGGAAAGGCUUUUACUCUGAAGAGUACUCUAGCAAGUCAUCAACUCAUUCACAGUGGAGUUAAACCAUUCAGCUGUGAUCAAUGUGGAAAGGCUUUUACUCAGAAGUGUGAUCUAGCAAAACAUCAACUCAUUCACAGUGGAGUUAAACCAUUCAACUGUGAUCAAUGUGGAAAGGCUUUUACUCACAAGAGUCAUCUAACAAGUCAUCAACUCAUGCACAGUGGAGUGAAAUCAUUCAACUGUGAUCAGUGUGGAAAGGCUUUUACUCACAAGAGUAGUCUAGCAAAUCAUCAACUCAUUCACAGUGGAGUGAAAUCAUUCAACUGUGAUCAGUGUGGAAAAGCUUUUACUCAGAAGGGUCACUUAAAAAGCCAUCAACUCAUUCACAGUGGAGUUAAACCUUUCAACUGUGAUCAAUGUGGAAAGACUUUUAAUCAGAAGAGUAAUCUAACAAGCCAUCAACUCAUUCACAGUGGAGUUAAACCAUUCAACUGUGAUCAGUGUGGAAAGGCUUUUACUUACAAGAGUCAUCUAACAAGUCAUCAACUCAUGCACAGUGGAGUGAAAUCAUUCAACUGUGAUCAGUGUGGAAAGGCUUUUACUCACAAGAGUAAUCUAGCAAAUCAUCAACUCAUUCACAGUGGAGUGAAAUCAUUCAACUGUGAUCAGUGUGGAAAAGCUUUUACUCAGAAGGGUCACUUAAAAAGCCAUCAACUCAUUCACAGUGGAGUUAAACCAUUCAACUGUGAUCAGUGUGUGAAAACCUUUACUCAACAUGAACAGUUGUUUAUCCAUCAAUGCCCCCAUUCUGGUAGAAAGCGGUACCACUGUGACUCCUGUGAAAAAACUUUCAGCUCCCAACAGAGAUUAAAACGUCACGAACGCAUCCACACUGGACAUGAUGUGUACGCAUGUGAUUACUGUGGCAAACCAUUUCUAUUGUACUCACAGUUAAAAGCUCAUGAAGUGACCCACACUGGGGUCAAACCAUACAUUUGUCACCAGUGUGGGAAACGCUACAGCUACACUGCACAUCUCAAAAUUCACCAACGUGUCCACACUGGGGAGAGACCAUACAGAUGUGACGAGUGUCAGAAGACUUUUACAACUUUGGGUUCCCUGAAACAACACCAGCAGAUCCACACCAGAAAGAAAGCAUUCAAUCAGUGUCACAGUGAGCAGAACGGAACAGAUGGACAAAACUCUCAGACUUGUCAGCACUCUUCCAAUGGUGAACAGUGCUGCUUUGACCAGUCUGGACCAACGUCCAACCAACAAGGAACCCUACAACGACACCAGCGUAUGCACACUGGACACAGACUGAACCCCUGCCAAGAAGAUUUGUCCAUGCAGGGUUCAGUAAAAGUUCAUGAAGUCCUCCACAAACUUAAAGUCCUUGAGAUCCGGCUUCACAGAAUUCAGGUCUAAUUUCUUGUUGAGUGUCUUAGUUGUAAAAUCCAUUAAGAGGAAAGCUGUCGUUAACAGACGUGACUGGUAAAUUAAUUAAACCAUUCAAAGUGGUUAUUCAGUUAAAUGAAUUAUCAGUGGUAGAGGGAUAGACGUCUGGAUGGAGGCAGUGAGCAGCAGGGCCAAUUUCCAGCUUAAUCAUUCCUCAGAUCCCUCUGGGCUGCAGGAACCCGUUAGAUGCAGAGCUGGUUCAGUGAUUCUCUGAUGAUUAAUCAUAAUUAUAUUGUUAAAACACAAGAAUCAAUGUUUUGGUUCAAAUCACAUUGUCUUUGCAUGUAGCUCUGUGUUUUCUGCUCCAGGAAUUGGGUGAUGUGUGCGACCCAGCACCCACAGCUGGUUGCUCAUGUUACUUCCAUGUGAUCUGCCAUUAAAACGGCCACAUUCUACCAUAAACACUGUAAAUAAUGACACACCUGCUCAAAGUUAAAGGCCAACAUACGACCCAAACAUGACAUGGAUUUGAUGCCACUUUGAACUAAGAUGAUCUCUUCUGUUGAACAAAGCGUUGAUUGUGAAUCUUUUUUCCAGAUAUGAAGCUGCUCCUUCCAGGUCCACAGACAGUAAACAAAACAAAGUUCUCUGUAAAAACCCUCAGAAUGUUGAAUAGAAUAAAUGUGGACAGUUUCAUGACUGGAAGAGAAGAUUUCUGGAUCAUUUUGGUCAUUUUGUGUCAGAAUGUGUUUAAUUUUGAUCAGUUUCCAUCUUUUGGUCCGUUUUUAAAAAUGUUGCAUCUUUUCAUUUU
Messenger RNA from Acanthochromis polyacanthus (spiny chromis), 3917 nucleotides. Its product is annotated as zinc finger protein 665-like. Gene Ontology annotation, molecular function: DNA-binding transcription repressor activity, RNA polymerase II-specific. The transcript has 7 exons. Gene Ontology annotation, biological process: negative regulation of transcription by RNA polymerase II. Bases 494 to 3136 code for a protein of 880 amino acids. Lineage: Eukaryota; Metazoa; Chordata; Actinopteri; Pomacentridae. The record is from RefSeq and is a predicted model, not a curated record.